Messenger RNA from Amphibalanus amphitrite, 3165 nucleotides. Its product is annotated as FRAS1-related extracellular matrix protein 2-like. Lineage: Eukaryota; Metazoa; Arthropoda; Thecostraca; Balanomorpha; Balanidae. The record is from RefSeq and is a predicted model, not a curated record. The transcript has 12 exons. Bases 1 to 2676 code for a protein of 891 amino acids.
AUGUUCUAUACCUGCUAUGUCUAUGUCAAGGAAGUGGAGGUGGCCGCCGAUGUCACGUUCCCCGCGCCACCGCUGGUCGUAUCGCUGCAGGAGUACGGGGACGUCCCCGCGGCACCGGAGGCACUGCUGGCCGGCUAUCCGGUGGUCUGUGUCACCGCGUGUGACCCGGCGCACCCCGAGUUCGCCCGUCUGGGCCCGCUGUGUGCCCGGGAGGGCGUGGACAAUAAUCACACCGUGUACCGGUGGAUGGUGGCAUCCCCAGCACCACCCGGCCAGCCACCGCGGCCGCUCCGACAGCUCACCGCAGCCGUGUUCUUCGCAGGUACCUCUGAGCGGACCCUGGACGCCGUCUAUGUACCGGUCGGCGGUCGGGUGCAGUGUGCGGCGCGCGCGGCGGACGCGGCCGGCCGGCCCGGCGCCGAGCUGCUCUCCCGACCUGCAGAAGUGGACGCCGUCAGGGGACUGUGUGAGCCGCGACUGGCGGGGACCAUCGGGGCUGAGCCUUUCACCGCCAAACUCAAAUAUACGGGCGCCGACGACCCGACCCACCCCCACAAGGUGCGUGUCACCGUGCUUAUCCCUCACGUGGACGGUCUGCUCCCGGCGCUCUCCACGCGACCUCUCAACAACUUCGACCUCACGCUGAGUAGCCGGGCGGCGCGGCUCGGCAACCACCGCUGCUCGAACCUUCUGGACGCUGACGAGGUCCGCACCGGCGCCGGGUUCAUCACAAACGCCACGGCCGCGCCGCCGGCCGCCGCCGUGCCGGUGGCCGCGCACCAGCUGGACGCUGCGCUGCGCCCGGCGCGCACGCUGCGCUUCUACCGCUCGCUGGACUGGCAGGGCUGCGUGUGGCGGUUUGAGGCCGAGUACUCGGUCUCGGAGCUGGUGUCGGUGUGUGGGGCACGCAUCGGCGCCGCGCCGGCCGACGACGGUCUCCUGCAGUCGCUGGUGGCUCUGACGGUGCCGCUGUAUGUGAGCUAUGUGUUCCUGGCGCCCGAGACACCCGACGGGUGGCAGCAUAGUGAUAUGGCCACGCAGCUGAGACUGACGUUCGCGUACGACACAUCUGUCCUGUGGUCGGAGGGGAUCGGACCGCCGUCUCUCUCCCCUGCCGGUGGUCAGCUCCAUCCCACCGGUAUGAGGCUCAGAGAGGACGGCCGGCUGGCGGUCACCUUCCGAACUGAGGCCGCCUUCAGGGGCAUGUUUGUGCUGGAGCACCAGGCGCUGAGCGGUGUACGCUCUCGGGUGACGAGUAACGACCACACGGAGAUGUCGUUCACGCUGCGUCUUACCCACUCGGAGCCCACGUUCGAACAGCCCACCCAGCAGUGGGAGUUCGUCUCCGACUUCGCCGCUCGCGACUACUCUGGCAACUUCAGCGUGCUCCUGGUGCCCUGCCUGGCCGAGGAGGCUGUUCUGUUCUCUGAGCCGCCCCGCUGUAACCCGGCGCCGCCGACCGAGUUCGACCUGCUUGUCAGGUUUCAGCAGGUCAGUGACCCCGUGCCGGCCCAGUUCUCCCUGAACACACAGUUCCACGUGAUGAAGAAGAGGGAGGCCUGGCUGUCGGCCGACCCGACCCGACUGGGGACCAGCGACGCCGACGUGGCCUUCGCGCCCGGCGAGCGGGUGCUGGGCAGGAUCAUGGUCGACCCCGUCCAGUACCUGGGCGGGUCGUUCCACCUCUCCAUCGACAAGUGUUUCCUCUGUGUCGGCGCCGACGGCUACGUGCCAAAGUUUAGCCCCGAUACAGACGAGUUUGGCUGUGUGGUGCACUCGGAGAGCCUGCUGCAUCACUUCAAAAUACUGGAUCGCGAUGACCCGAGCUCUGUGAUCGCCACAUUCAAGUCAGUGCCAUUCCAUUCUCGGUUUGUCACAAAUGACGUGGAGGCAGCUGUCUUGCGGAAUCAAACUAACUUCGAUGGGUUUUCCUUUGAGUCAUCACCACUCUUCCAAGUCGCUCAAGGUCGCCACUGGUUCAUCCACUGUAUUUACGAAAUUCAGUCCGCCAAGGACAGCGUGUAUCGGCAGAGGCGACACGUGCUGACCUCUACGGACACUGUGAGUACUAAAGCUUCUGUGGCCGUCCGUCGGGUCGCGCGCGAUGCGCCGGUGGACGGGAUCGGUCGCGGCGGGCGCGGUACCAACAUGCACGUGCUGUCGCUGGACUACAGCGCUGCUGCGGCUGCCGGCGAAGGGCGCGGGCCGGACAGCGGUGAGCUGCUGCUGAUUCUGGGCGGUCUAAUGCUGGGCGUAGUGUCCUCCCUGCUGCUGGGUCUGCUGGUGCGGCGCCGCUGGCUCUCCAAGCCACGACCAGCGGCGGCCGGUGCCCCACACACCACCCUCCACACCACCGCCUACAGUUCACUGCACGGUCGAGAGAUGUCACUGCUGUCUUCCCACCCCCACAAACUACCAGCGGGGGACCGGUACAGCGAGUACGAGCCUCUCUCGCCGACCUCCAGCUGUGUGACGAUCUCGGCACGGUCCCAGGCGUCCACAGGGGUGGGCCGGCCGGCACUGUGGAGCUCUGCCUCCGGGCUGCGCUGGGGCGAGCCGCUGGAGCCUCCCGUGUGGGGCGGUGGAGGACUGAGACCCGGGCGGCCGGUGGUGGGCUCCGGGGCACCGCGGGUGCUCAGAGAGUACCUGUAUGAUGAGGACUGCUCAGAGGUGUAGAUGAGGUCGGGCUCUCUGGACCUGGGGGCAGCGCUGGGGAGGGGAGCGGGUGACGCAAGUGGCGACUUACCAAGAAAAGCCGCCAGCCAUGGACCAUUGGACCAAUGUUGGGCCCGAGUUUGACAUGAGAGCCUGAUGGCCGAUAGUACUGCCGUUUUUAUUUUCGUAUGUAUGUAUUUGUUGUCAUUGAGUGGUUCAGUACAGUGAAUGAUUGUUCAACAGCAUUCCGAUAUCUGAUACUUAGCGAUAGUUUUGAUAGUUAUGAUGACUUUGCUCUUCGGCACAUUGAUAAUGAUCACUCAGCUGUUUUGGAGAUUGGUAGAAUUCAUCUGCUCAUUUAGAUAUGUUUCAUGCUUGUCCUACCGUAUCGUUUUAUUUGCAUCGUCUCACGGCUGGGAAUUAUCAUUUUGAUUUGUGUUUGUUAUUUGUACCGUUUUACAUUGCUAAGUUAUGAUAUUUAUUGUAGCGAUGUUACGUGUUGUUGGCGAU